This is a messenger RNA of Capsella rubella, 1236 nucleotides long. Its product is annotated as transcription factor MYB11. The transcript has 3 exons. The record is from RefSeq and is a predicted model, not a curated record. Bases 28 to 1056 code for a protein of 342 amino acids. NCBI's taxonomy places the organism in Eukaryota, Viridiplantae, Streptophyta, Magnoliopsida, Brassicales, Brassicaceae.
GAAACCUAAUCAUCGCCGGAGAGAUCAAUGGGAAGAGCGCCGUGCUGUGAGAAGGUCGGAAUGAAAAAGGGGCGGUGGACGGCUGAGGAAGACCAGAUUCUCUCAGACUACAUUCAGGCCAACGGCGAAGGCUCGUGGCGUUCUCUUCCCAAAAAUGCCGGGCUAAAGAGAUGUGGAAAGAGCUGUAGACUGAGAUGGAUAAACUAUUUGAGAUCAGACCUCAAGAGAGGAAACAUAACUCCCGAAGAAGAGGACCUCAUUGUUAAGUUGCAUUCCACUUUAGGUAACAGGUGGUCAAUAAUUGCAAACAAUCUCCCGGGAAGAACAGACAACGAAAUAAAAAACUAUUGGAAUUCUCAUCUCAGCCGUAAACUUCAUAGCUACUUCAGGAAACCAACUGUCAUUAAUGUCGUCGAGAAUGCUCCGAAGCGUAGACCCGGAAGAACCAGCAGAUCCGCCAUGAAACCCAAACGUAUCCCAAACCCUAGAAACCACCACAAAGACCCUAUUUCCUUGAAGGCAAACCACCAGAAAAACAAAAUCGUUCUGCCGACUACAACGAUAGAGAAUGGAGAGGGAGAGAAAGAAGAAGACGCAUUAAUGGCGUUGUCAAGUAGUAGCUUCGGUGGAGCCAAGGAACCUGGUUUAGGACCAUGUGGCUAUGGAGACGAUGGUUGUUGUAACCCAAGCAUUAAUGGGGACGAUGGAGUUUUGUGUAUCAAUGACGACAUCUUCGAUUCUUGUUUUUUAUUGAACGAGCCUGACGCUGUCCACGUGUCUUCAUCUGAGUCGAACAACGUAGAAAACGCUGAGCCGUACGGAAAGAGCUACGCUGGGAAUGAAAAUGUCGAACCGAUGGCUGACGACUGGGACUUUUGCUGGAGAGAAGGUCAAACCCUUUGGGACCAAAAAGAAGAUCUUGAUUCGGUUUUGUCGUGGUUGUUAACGGAAGAAGAAAAAGAAUCUGAGAUCAUAAGACAAAGGGACUCCAACGACUUUGGACAACCGUUGGAUCUUGACCAAGAAAACAAGAUGGCUGCUUGGCUUUUGUCUUGAAAGAUUUUACUAGACGUACGAACCGUAUUUACCCCAAAAAAAAUAAAUUAAAAAAAGGCAAGACAAAGAGGGUCGCUAUCUCACGUUUAUAAGUACGAUUUGGUCCAUAGUCACCAGUCACCAUUACAAUAAAUGGCUCACGUGAUGCCAUGCACUUUUGUCUCUUUAUUUAUUCCCUUU